GGUUUCUUAUCUGAAAGUGCUUUAACUUCCACUACUGUUCCGUUCUUGACUCCACCUAACUAAAAAUGAAAAGUGAAACCAUAUAGCAAUAUAUAAAAGGAAAUGCAUUUUUUUUUUGGAUGUCAUUUAGUGCCAAACUUUCUUCAGAAGUGCCUUGAACUGUGAACACCAUGGCAGAUGGUUAUGGCACUGGACUUCAGGCUUUUCCUGGACGGAAAUCUUUCAUCAUGUACCAUGGCACAACGAUGGCCAACGCUCAAGAUAUCAUGCGUAAUGGAUUCAAACAGUCGGCUGAUGGCAUGCUCGGUCCAGGAGUCUAUGUGAGUCGGAGUUUAGAGAAAGCCAGUCGUUACCCUUUAGAUCCAAAAGGAGAACAGCUGGGAAUUCUCAAAUUAAGUGUUCGGGUGGGAAAAGUGAAGAAGAUCGAUUAUCAGGGUCAUCCCUUACAGAAAUCCUGGCAUCAGAACGGAUAUGACACUGCAUGGGUGCCGCCUAACUGCGGCAUGGUGCCGAGCGGUUUAGAAGAGGACUGCAUUUAUGAUCCACAGCGAAUCAAAGUUCUACAAAUUUUGGAGAAUCGUAAAUGAAAACUUUGCAAAAUGUAUUUAGCACAUUUUAAAACAACAACAACAAAAACUUCUUGUUUUUUACUUUCUGAAAAAGAAAAUAAAAUAUUUGACAUUUUGUUAAAUAGCCUAUAAAGGCUAUUCGUUCACUAGCCAAAUGGUUUACAGGUAAACAGACUUUUAUAUGCUAGCACGUAAUAAAUAAU
This is a messenger RNA of Misgurnus anguillicaudatus (oriental weatherfish), 772 nucleotides long. The record is from RefSeq and is a predicted model, not a curated record. Lineage: Eukaryota; Metazoa; Chordata; Actinopteri; Cypriniformes; Cobitidae.